AUGGCGUAUCAGAACAAUGCCUCGAUCGCUCAUGUGAAUGCAAACAGCCGUGAAAGAAUUGGCAAGGUCUUUCACUCGUCCGGCCUGAAGACUGCUGAAUCAUGGGAAGUUCUGGUGAAGACCGGAUUGGGAGUGAAAGGAAUUCGCGUGGGCCGCACAUUCUACCUGUGGCCAGGCCAGCGCGUCAGUGCUGUCAACAUGAAGCCUCGCAACAUCUCCUUCAACCUGCACAGACAAGGCCCCAUGCUCGUGCCAUUCGACAUCCCUGUGACUUUCACCAUCGCGCCGCGCAACCCCGACGUUGACGAGGAAGGUUUCAAGCGCUAUGCCAGCCGCAUGAAUGGCCUGAACGAGGGAGAAUUCUACACCAUCCUCACAGGGGUCAUCCAUGGCCAGACGCGUAUCCUGGCAGGCACGCUGACUGUGCUAGAGAUCUUCAAAGGCCGUGAGAAGUUCAAGCAGCAUGUUCAGCAAAAUGUGGAGAAGGAGCUCGUGCCUUACGGCAUGUCAGUCACAAAUGCCAACAUCUCCGAGCUGCGCGACAUGCCCGGCGAGGACAACCGCUACUUUGAGAGCCUUAAGCAGAAGGCCAUCUCCAAAGCCACCAACAAUGCCAGGGUUGAGGUGUCAGCAAACAAGAGGGAGGGAGAUGUUGGCACCAAGCGGAUGGAGGGAGAGGCCAUCAAGGAGACAGCCAAGAUUAACUCUGAGAACACCCAAGCACAGAAUUUGAGGCAGCAGGAGAUUGAGACAUCCAACACCCAGCUGCAUCUCCUCAAGCUGGACAUGAAGCAGAAGCAGGCGGUGCGCGAGCAGGAGGCUAACAUAGCGCCCAAGCUCAAGGCGGCAGAGCUGCAGACCAACCUCAACAGGAUGGCGGCCGAGCAGCACCUGGAGUUCCUGCGCUCCACCCAGCUCAUGGAGGCUACCGUGCAGGCGGACAUUGCCAAGGUGAUGGCGGACGGCCAGGCGAGCGCCAAAAAGGCGCUGGCGGACGCUGAGCUGUACGCGCAGGAGAAACAGGCGCAGGCCCUCAAGGCCAAGCUGACCGCGCAGGCAUGUGCGGGGUGUGCACAGGCGGAGGGGCUGAAGGACUUCAUGAGCGCUGCCGAUGCGGAUCUCACCAAAUUCUACCUCGCCCUCGAGCACAACCUCUUCCCCACCAUCGCAAGCGAGAUGGCGGCCGCGGUGCAGGGCCUCAACCCCAAGAUCAACAUCUGGACGACGGGCGGAGAGGCCGGGGCAGCCGACGCGAUGGCGCCUCUGCGCAACCUCUUUACCUCCCUGCCGCCCAUGCUGGAGGCUGUGCAGGAGCAGACCGGCAUGAAGCUCCCCUCCUGGAUGCCGCAGCACUCCCCUUCGGGCACUACCCCUAACUAG
This is a messenger RNA of Coccomyxa subellipsoidea C-169, 1380 nucleotides long. RefSeq lists its product as hypothetical. Gene Ontology annotation, biological process: protein localization to plasma membrane. NCBI's taxonomy places the organism in Eukaryota, Viridiplantae, Chlorophyta, Trebouxiophyceae, Coccomyxaceae. Gene Ontology annotation, cellular component: plasma membrane. The record is from RefSeq and is a predicted model, not a curated record. The transcript has 10 exons. The coding region runs from base 1 to 1380 and encodes 459 amino acids.